AUGUCUACUAUCCCUGAGGCUUUGCUGCCAUCCAAUUAUGUUGGCUUUGACACUAUUACCAGCCAGAUCGAGCACAGGCUCUUGAAGAGAGGGUUUCAAUUCAACAUCAUGGUAGUAGGCCACUCCGGUUUAGGUAAAAGUACGCUGAUUAACACGCUUUUCUCUUCGCAUUUGAUUGAUCCUGCCACUGGCGAAGAUAUCUCUAAGCAGCCAAUUACCAAGACCACCGAGAUGAAGGUUUCCUCGCACACACUGAUCGAAGACCGUGUGCGUCUGAAUAUAAAUAUCAUUGACACGCCAGGCUUUGGUGACAACAUCAACAAUAACAAGGUCUGGGAACCAAUUGUCAAGUACAUCAAAGAACAAUACUCACAGUACCUACGUAAAGAGUUGACCGCUCAACGUGACAGAUACAUCCCUGACACCAGAGUACACGCUAUCCUAUAUUUCUUACAGCCAAACGGCAAGGGGCUCACCGCUCUGGAUGUCGCAACUCUUAAGAGAUUAACUGAGAUCGCUAACGUUAUCCCAGUUAUUGCAAAGGCUGACACUCUGACGAUCGAUGAGAGAACCAAGUUCAAAAAGAUUAUCCAAAGCGAAUUUGAAAAAUACAACUUUAGAAUCUACCCUUAUGACUCUGACGACCUUACUGAGGAUGAACUAGUGCUAAACAAAAGUAUAAGAUCUGUUAUACCAUUUGCAGUGGUGGGCUCCGAAAAAGAAAUCGAGGUCAACGGUGAAACCUUCAGAGGCAGAAAGUCUCGUUGGGGUGCCAUAAACGUCGAAGACAUUAACCAAUGCGAUUUCGUGUAUCUAAGGGAAUACCUGAUCAGAACACAUUUGCAAGAUUUGAUCGAGACGACAUCUUUUGUUCACUACGAAGGUUUCAGGUCCAGACAACUGAUUGCCUUGAAGGAAAAUGCUAACAACCGUGCCUCUAGUCAAAUGGGCGGAAACCAGCCCUACCAACGUUAA
This is a messenger RNA of Nakaseomyces glabratus, 975 nucleotides long. It is a transcript of the gene CDC10, whose product is annotated as septin CDC10. Gene Ontology annotation, molecular function: GTP binding; molecular adaptor activity; GTPase activity. Lineage: Eukaryota; Fungi; Ascomycota; Saccharomycetes; Saccharomycetales; Saccharomycetaceae. Gene Ontology annotation, biological process: cytoskeleton-dependent cytokinesis; intracellular protein localization. The record is from RefSeq and is a predicted model, not a curated record. Gene Ontology annotation, cellular component: microtubule cytoskeleton; septin ring; cell division site.